Molecule: messenger RNA, 732 nt
Organism: Paramecium primaurelia
Lineage: Eukaryota; Ciliophora; Oligohymenophorea; Peniculida; Parameciidae
Source: the annotation of a GenBank genome assembly
UUAUUCAUCUAUGCUCGUGGACUUGACUUUUAGGGUGAACCUGAUUAUGAAUUCCUAAAGGAACUGUUCUAGAAAUAAUUACAAUAGGAAUAGUAUACAUAAUAAGGCUUGGGUACAUUAGAAUACGAAUGGGAGAGAUUUCCAGAGAUCAAGAAACGUAAGUCUAGAUUAUGGACAAAUUAAUAAAAAUAAAAAAUAGGUAUUAUUUAUAAUAAUUAGAAAAACUAAUAUAAAUAGGAGUAGAUUCUGAUAUUCGUAAAAGUAGUGAGGAUAAAGGUUAAGAACAAAAAGGUAGUUCAUUUUUGAAUUUACCAUUUAAGGAAUAAGCUCUUGAUUCUUUAUCACCUGAUAUUAAAAAUAAAUAAAGCAGAGUAUUAAUAUAUAUAUGAUAAUAAGAAUAUAAGUUAGAAUAUAUCUAGUUUUGGAACUAGUUAGAUUAAUAAUUAUUAGAUAAGUUAGAUUGAUAAAUUCAAGAGAUUUCCUACUGAAAGAAAAGAUUAAAGAAAUAAUACAAUAGAUACUUAGAAAAAAGAAAGAGAAACAAGUCCAAAUUAAAAGAUAUUUAUCAAAUAAACAACUACUAAAACAGAGAGGAAAAUGGCAUUUUUUGAAAUAGAUAAUGAUUAUAGAGAUUUUGAUCAUAUUGAUUAGAUUGCAGAUGAAGAAGUUAAUAUUGUGUUUUCCAACAUAAUUCCUAAUCUGGGACGUCAUAAAUCUAUAUUAGAUCUCUGA